Molecule: messenger RNA, 414 nt
Organism: Eufriesea mexicana
Lineage: Eukaryota; Metazoa; Arthropoda; Insecta; Hymenoptera; Apidae
Product: sister chromatid cohesion protein DCC1-like
Exons: 3
Biological process (GO): mitotic sister chromatid cohesion; maintenance of mitotic sister chromatid cohesion
Cellular component (GO): Ctf18 RFC-like complex; chromosome, centromeric region; chromatin
Source: RefSeq, a predicted model, not a curated record
GAAAGUUUAGAAUUAGCUGGUGUUAAAGAAUCUGAUUUACGAAAUGUAACGCAAAUUUUAUAUUCUGUACCAGAACAGUGUACCGAAAAGCAAAUAAAGCUAUUAGAACUUGAUGAAAAUUUAAUAGAAACAGUAAACAAAGGAGAUAGUUUAACAUUUCAGGGUAAUAAGCAAGAUUAUGCAGUAUUAUGUACAAAAAAUCGAACAUAUGAUAUUAAGGAGGCAGAAAUAUCUAAUUCCUGUAUGUUAGUGCCAAAAUUAAAUUUAUUUGACCAAACAAAUGUAGAUACAAAUCGAAUAAUGAAAGUGUGUAAUAUUUCUGGAAUUUUUCAUACAUACUAUGAGGUUAGAGAGUGUAAACCUAAGUUGGAAAAAUUACUUACAUUACUUGAGGCUACAUCUUUUAAAGGAACA